UAGUUGUGUGCUGUUGAACUGCCUGUUUACAGUCGGCGAAUGGUUAAAAUAAUAACACUACGAUACGGACCCAUGGGUUAAGAUGAUCAGAAAGACAGGUGGAGACAGCCUGAAUUUGGGAAUAACAUGAAUCAGCGGUGUCGGUGACGCGGUCUCCGAGGUUAAGGCAACUUUGAUCGGCAGGAAUCUUUUGAGACCGUUUGGAACGUUUUCAUACGGUAGAAACAUUGUUUUUGUUUUUCCAUGCGUGCCUGUAAUCAACGGCUUGUCCUUUAUCUGUCAUUUAAUAUCUCGUUUUAGUCUAAAACUCAUCAUUAAUCCCCCUACGGUGACCGGAGGAUGGGCUGGCCACAACGGGCGACAGGAAACGGCUUUGGAUCAGUUCGAUUAUCGAUCAUUAAUUGCUGGUGGUGUCACACGCCUCACCCAUCGCAGGUAAGGUUUAAAUGGGAAACAAAGCGAUAUCAUUUCGCAAAAGUACUUUUAAAUCUAGUUUUUGACACUAAAUAAGCGGAAUAUAACUUUUGCACAUCGAGUUGCUAUUUAACAAAGGACUUUUACUUUCAAGUUGACUCAACUGGUAUUUUAAAGUCAAAGCUAUACAUUCACGCAUGCGUGGAUUUAGUGCUUAUGUGUUAGUCCGGUGCAAUCAUUCAUAGAGCCGACUAUCAAGGCGUCAAUCUAGUCAAAGAAAAAAAAAAUAGCAUUUUGUGUGUUUAUCAUUGCUAUUUGUCUUUUUUAGUUGUAAAUUAGCAGAUAGUUGUUAGGCUCAAGAAUGCCUACAUGUAGGCUGCCGACAUGUGGUUUGAACCCACAACCUUUUGGCUGGGGGUCAAACACACUAACAACUCUAAAUCGGCCUCAACUCUUCUCAACAUUUCAUUUGAACCGCAACAAAGUUGGAGGAAAACCGAUUUAAACCAUGGCUACGGCGAGGGUAGAGCAACCAGCACGGAGCCCCGGGGCGGAGCGAGCAACCCCGGGGGCCCUAGCCCAGGAUGGGGCCCGCGGCUGGGUGAUGGUCGGGGCCUUGUUCGUGUGCUCCACGCUGGUGUUCGGGCUGAUCCGGAGCCUGGGGGCGUUCUUCGUGGAGUUUGUGCAGUACUUCCAGGAGAGUGCCCAGGCCAUCUCGUGGAUCACCUCCAUCGGCGUGGCAACACAGCAGCUCUGCAGUCCGCUGGGGACGGCGCUGUGCAACGCGUACGACGCCCAGCGCGUGGUGAUGGCGGGGGGCGUCCUGGCCAGCCUGGGCCUCAUCCUGGCCUCGCAGGCCCGCUCGCUGCCCCACCUCUACCUCACCAUGGGCCUCACCUCAGGCCUGGGCUGGUCCCUGGUCUUCACCCCCAUGGUGGCCACGGUCAUGGCCCACUUCACGCGGCGCCGCACCCUGGCCCUGGGCGUGGGCUUCACGGGCGUGGGCGUCUCCUCCUUCGUGUUCGCCCCGCUCUUCCAGUACAUGCUGGACAACUUCGGCUGGCGGGGCUCCCUGCUCAUCCUGGGGGGGCUCAGCCUGAACAUCGUGCCCUGCGGAGCACUCAUCCGCCCCACGCGCAAGAAGGCCCCCCCGCCCCCCAAGGCUGGGGGCAAGGCGGACAACGGCGGCGGCGGCAGUGGCGCCUCGGCGUUCCGGAGCCUCCUGCGGCGGGUGUACCGCUACCUUGAGCUGUCGCUGCUGGCGCACGGGCCCUUCCUCACCUACACGCUGGCCAUCACCUUCUUCAACGCGGGCUACUUCGUGCCCUACGUCCACCUGGUGGCGCACAGCCGGCAGGCGGGCUACUCGGAGUACCGCGCCGCCUUCGUCAUGUCGGCCACGGGCGCCGCCGACAUCGUGGGCCGGGUGGCGGCGGGCUGGCUGACGGACCUGGGCCGCGCCCGCCUCGUCCACAUGCUGACGGGCUGGACGGGGCUCACGGGCGUGUUCAUCGUGCUCAUGCCCCUGGCGUCGGUGGCGGGCUCCUACGGCCUGCUGCUGGGCUUCGGGCUGGGCUACGGCUUCUGCGCCGGCGCCCUGACCUCGCUGGUGUUCGCCGGCGUGCCCGAGAUCGUGGGCAUGGGCCGGAUGGUGGGAGCCCUGGGGCUGCUGUCCAUGCUGGAGAGCGUGGGGGGGCUGCUGGGCCCGCCGCUGUCAGGUUAUCUCCGGGACCGGACAGGAAGUUACAUCACCUCCCUGGUGGCGGCGGGCUGCUGCUUCCUCCUGGGCUCCCUGAUCCUAACCAGCCUACCUCACUACUUCUCUUGGACCGGCCCGCCGCCCCCGCGACCGCCGGACGGCGACGGCCAGGAGGAGCGCCAGGACGCCGGGGCCGGCCUGCUGGGCAGCCCCGCGUCGGGCAGCACCAACGGGACGGCCAGCAAGGACUCGGACCACAGCCAGACCUGCCUGGCCUGAGGGUCGCGCCGGGGCCAAUGACUCAAACAGACAGCGGUCGCGUCAAGCGAAAGAAAAAUAAUAACUGAAGGGGAGUAAACGCCGAGUGCAUAUCCAAUGUCGUCAGGCGACCAAUCAAAACGGUCUCGUCGGCAUCAUUACACUUCUGCUGCAGUCGAUCGUUAUCUUAUAAACAUGGCCCUCUCCUUUCAUGAUUUUCAGCGCACAACGAGCCAGUCCUCGUCUCUGUCUAAUUGUGUCCGAUAACCCCACGACGCGGACGGUGACCGGCAGCCAAAACUUAAUUGUGUGUGUGUGUGUGUGUGUGUGUGUGUGUGUGUGUGUGUGUGUGUGUGUGUGUGUGUGUGUGUGUGUGUGUGUGUGUGUGUGUGUGUGUGUGUGUGUGUGUGUGUGUGUGUGUGUGUGUGUGAGAGAGAUCUCAGGGUUGUUUUCCAGUAACUAGCCAUCGGCUGAACAUAUUGAAUGAAGACACUUCGGUGGCGCUCUGCUUCUGUGACUAAUAGCUUUUUACUGCAUCAAGGAAGCGUUUUUUACAUCCACACUUGUUUUGUACUGAGUUUGUUGUAAAGGUUUUGAGUAAAGCAAGAAGAAAUCCGAUUCACACACAAAACAUUCAUAUUUUCUUAGUGGAUUACAAAAUUCACAACUUCACUCCUCUACUGUUUGAGUACUUGUUGACAGGAGCACUGUGCAAUCAAUCUGUAUGCUAUAGGAAUUUUCUACAGCAAAUAAAGUAUGCUCGUUUCAGACUGAUGUGCAACAC
Gadus chalcogrammus (walleye pollock) is the source of this 3155-nucleotide messenger RNA. RefSeq names its product monocarboxylate transporter 13-like. Lineage: Eukaryota; Metazoa; Chordata; Actinopteri; Gadiformes; Gadidae. Gene Ontology annotation, molecular function: monocarboxylic acid transmembrane transporter activity. Bases 923 to 2392 code for a protein of 489 amino acids. The transcript has 7 exons. The record is from RefSeq and is a predicted model, not a curated record. Gene Ontology annotation, biological process: transmembrane transport; monocarboxylic acid transport.